Molecule: messenger RNA, 882 nt
Organism: Drosophila kikkawai
Lineage: Eukaryota; Metazoa; Arthropoda; Insecta; Diptera; Drosophilidae
Product: serine protease SP24D
Biological process (GO): proteolysis
Molecular function (GO): serine-type endopeptidase activity
Source: RefSeq, a predicted model, not a curated record
GUUGCGUUACCCACUUGCCGCGAAUAUGAGUCCUUACCUGCUCACCGUCAUCCUCGUUGGCCUCCUGACCUUGGCCGAGGGAAACCGCCAGCCGGCGGAUGUGGGCUCCCAGCCCUAUACCAUCUCCCUGCGCCGGCACGGCGUCCAUGUGUGCACGGGAGUCCUGAUCACCGCCAAGUGGGGUCUCACCGCUGGCCACUGUGUGAGUCUGGGAGGCGGACAGCAAAGCUAUCCCCCUUCUUCGUAUACCAUCCGAGCUGGAAGCAUCCAGCGCCUGGCAGGCGGCCAGCUGCUGCCUCUCUCCCAGAUCAUCAUCCACAAGGACUACUCCAGUGCCGGUCCUGCUGGGGCCAAUGAUCUGGCAUUGUUGGAGCUGCAGACGCCGGUAACGCUGAAUGCUAAUACCCAACCCAUUGACCUGGGCACCGCCAGGCCACCGGCUGGUAGCCAGGUAACCUACUCGGGCUGGGGUUCGUCCAAGGCAGAUGGAGCUUUGAGCCAUGGCCUGCAGGUGGCCACGCGCCAGGCGCUUAGCGCCACUGCCUGCCAGCAGGAGCUGUUCCUGGAGCAGGAGGAUCUGCUCUGCCUGAGCCCCGUGGCGGAGACUGAUCUCUCUGGGCUGUGUUCCGGCGACGCUGGUGCCCCGGCGGUCUACGAGAACCAGCUGGUGGGCAUUGCCGCCUUCUUUGUGAGCGGCUGCGGUUCCGGGCAGCCCGAUGGCUAUGUGGACACAACCCAGCAUCUGGAGUGGAUCAUCGUGAAUUCUGAAUAAAUGAGACCAACGACCAGAGCCUAGGUUAGGUGGGGUUAUCAUGUUUCUUGGGAUAUUCCAUUUAUUUAAUUUAUUAAGACAAUAUAGCCGUGGAACAAUGACUUUUGAAA